Daphnia pulicaria is the source of this 1346-nucleotide messenger RNA. Its product is annotated as zwei Ig domain protein zig-8-like. Gene Ontology annotation, biological process: synapse organization. The record is from RefSeq and is a predicted model, not a curated record. The transcript has 7 exons. The coding region runs from base 240 to 1346 and encodes 368 amino acids. Gene Ontology annotation, cellular component: neuron projection membrane. NCBI's taxonomy places the organism in Eukaryota, Metazoa, Arthropoda, Branchiopoda, Diplostraca, Daphniidae.
UGGACAGUCGUUAAGAUAAGGCUGACCGGAUAAGUGGUUCGUUAACUUGUGUCACUCAAUCGUCUGUCGACUGUGAAGGCAGCAGCCAAACUUGCUCUCUGAUACGAGAGCAUCUCCUGCCGAUUCCCCUGCCGAUUGUUUUUUUCCUAACCAAAAAAGUGAACUCAGUUGUGCGACGACAGCAGAAGAAUUCACUUCCUCUUUACGAAUCCUUUUCGCUUUUUUACUUGGAUGGACUUAUGGAUUGUGCCUACGAAUCCAUUUACGGAUUAGGUGUCGGUUUGUCCAUGCGUGGGGCGAUGAUUGUGAAAUCCAAUCAAAUGAUUAGCCAAUGGAGCGGAUGUGUGUCGGAAGUCCCGAAAUUGCCAGCUUGCAGCGUUGCUUGUUCUAGGUCGUCCAUGGAGAGCCUACCGCCACCUGUUUCAUGGAACUCGCUCACCAGUCGCAGGCCAAUGGGUCAAUUAACAACGUCAGUUUCAGGAGCUUCGGUCGUUUCGGAUUUAUGGAGUCCUAAAGGGGACUCGUCUGGCCAGCAUCAGCACUCGGUGUCGCUCUCUCACGACGGCAAGGCGCUGGGCACCAGCAUCGGCAACAACAUGCCGUCGUUCGACGUGUCGUUGCCACUCAACGUGACCACUCAGUACGGAGCUCACGCCCAUCUUGUCUGCCGCGUCCAGGAUGUUGCCAACAAAUCGGUCUCGUGGGUUCGCAAGAGAGACGGCCAUUUGCUGACGGUCGAUACGGACACGUUUAUAGGCGACGGCCGAUUCCAAGUGCACCACCCGGCCAAUUCCGACAUUUGGACGCUGCACUUGAGGGCCGUUCGCGGCUCCGACGCCGGCAAAUACGAAUGCCAAGUUUCCAGCGAGCCCAAGCUCAGUCUCGUCUAUCAAUUAAACAUUGUCGUUCCGCAGGUGGAGAUCAGAGGAGCUCCGGACAUUUACGUCAUGGCCGGUAGCGGUGUGGCGCUGCAUUGCGUCAUUUCGGGGCUGAUUGAGACGCCGCCCUACAUUUUCUGGUACCACAAGACGGAGCGGAUCGCCGGAUCGGCACUCGAAGAGUCCCGCAUGUUCGAAGGAUCUAAAGAAGCCGCAGCGCUGGCCUCAUCGGGCGCUACGAAAUACGGAUGGAGCGCCCGCGUGACCCGCCUGGGACCCGACUCACUUCUGGCAGUCUUGAACGUUCCGCCGGCCACGCCCGACUUUGCCGGAAACUAUUCGUGUGGACCACCUAGCCUCCAACCGGCCAGCGUCACUCUCCACGUUCUAAAUGGGGAGCAGCCGGCGGCCAUGCAACACGGGAAAAACGGCGGCAGGGGCGUUGUCGUCCAAUCGGCUUGGACCUAG